Drosophila takahashii is the source of this 1886-nucleotide messenger RNA. The record is from RefSeq and is a predicted model, not a curated record. Lineage: Eukaryota; Metazoa; Arthropoda; Insecta; Diptera; Drosophilidae.
CCCAACAGCUGUUUUCCCUACCGGCUGUAAAUAAAUCGUGGAAAUUCCACAAUCUUUGUUUGUCCUACGCCACCACCCACUAACUGGGCUUGAUGAGAAUCAGCAACUAACCCAGGAGCCAGGAGCCACACACGCCCUUACAAACGCACAUUCCAUAUUCCCGGGGAGGCGGCAGCAGCCAUACAUCGCGGGAGGGGGCGUGGCGGUGCCCGGCGAGCUUCGGAGUACGUGGCAAUGAAACUGCAACUGAAACCGAAAGCAAAUUAAGUUAAGCCCGGAACUUAACCCAUUCGCAAUAGCAAUCUCAGCGACAAUUGCAAUCUCAGAUCCCGCCCAACCGAGAUGACGGCCACGUUGCGUUACCGCGGCGACAAGAGCAAUCUGCUGGAGCUGGCCAAGAAUCUGGAUGCCUUCAAGAAGGUGCCGGAAAAGUACACAGAGACGACGGAAAUCGGAGGGACACUAUCCCUGCUGAGCCGCCUGUUGAUCGUGUACCUGGUCUACACGGAACUCCACUACUACUGGCACGAAACGGACAUUGUCUACCAGUUCCAGCCGGACAUCGCCCUGGACGAACAGAUCCAGAUGCAUGUGGACAUCACGGUGGCCAUGCCCUGCGCCUCGCUCUCCGGCGUGGAUCUGAUGGACGAGACGCAGCAGGAUGUGUUCGCCUACGGGACGCUGCAGCGCGAGGGCGUCUGGUGGGAGAUGUCCGAGCAGGAGCGACUGCAGUUCGAGGCCAUCCAGAUCCAGAAUCACUAUCUGCGCGAGCAGUUCCACUCGGUGGCCGAUGUGCUCUUCAAGGACAUCAUCAGGGAUCCGCAUCCGGGCCGGGAGAGUCCCUCGCAGGCGCCCGCCGCUCCUCCGCCCGGCGCCCUCGAUCUCUUCCAGCUGCAUCAGCCAGACCAUCAGGCGAAUGGCCAGCCGGAGAACAAGUUCGAUGCCUGCCGGCUGCACGGUACGCUGGGCAUCAACAAGGUGGCCGGAGUGCUGCAUCUCGUGGGAGGAGCUCAGCCGGUGGUGGGACUCUUCGAGGACCACUGGAUGAUCGAGCUGCGACGGAUGCCGGCGAACUUCACGCACCGCAUCAACCGCCUGAGCUUCGGGCAGUACUCGCGGCGGAUUGUGCAGCCGCUGGAGGGCGAUGAGACCAUCAUCCAGGAGGAGGCCACCACCGUGCAGUACUUCCUCAAGAUCGUGCCCACCGAGAUCCAACAGACCUUCAGCACCAUCAACACGUUUCAGUACUCCGUCACCGAGAAUGUGCGGAAGCUAGAUUCCGAACGCAAUUCGUAUGGCUCCCCUGGCAUUUACUUCAAGUACGACUGGUCGGCCCUCAAGAUUGUGGUGGGCAACGACCGCGACUACCUGGCCACCUUCGCCAUCCGCCUGUGCUCGAUCAUCUCCGGCAUCAUAGUCAUCUCGGGGGCCAUCAACUCGCUGCUCCUGGGCCUGCAGCGCCGCCUGCUGCGCACCUUUGCCCCGGAGCUGUACCACCGGCUGGCCAGCGCCAAGCCAGCGAAUCCCUCGGCUGCUCCUUCGACUGCUGCUGCUCCCGCUCCUCCGCCGCCCGUCAACGAGCUCCUGCACACGGCCAACCUGAUGGCCAGCGUCGACAUCUCGGCCUAUCUGCCCACGGCGGCGCCGCCGAAGCUCAAAUCCGGCCUCUAACCCUUUGGGUAGCACAAAUCUCAGUAACCGAAGCUUCCCCUCGUCUUACCUUUGAUCUGGUCAUGUUGGAGGAGUGCGAAGUGCUUGCCAGGAAUUCAGGGAGACGCAACACCUUCUCUUUAAACUAAUUUCUUGUUUAUUCUUUCAUUAAGAUACGAAAAAAAAAGCACACACAAAUAUGGCAAGAAUGUUGUACAUAAAUAUUGAUAAGCACA